This is a messenger RNA of Nerophis ophidion (straightnose pipefish), 2640 nucleotides long. RefSeq names its product signal-transducing adaptor protein 1-like. The record is from RefSeq and is a predicted model, not a curated record. Gene Ontology annotation, molecular function: signaling adaptor activity. Lineage: Eukaryota; Metazoa; Chordata; Actinopteri; Syngnathiformes; Syngnathidae. The coding region runs from base 121 to 1137 and encodes 338 amino acids. The transcript is spliced from 10 exons.
AGGAAGUCUCAGUCUCAAUCUUCACUUCACUUUAAUCGUCUCAAGGUGAACACAAAACUCUUAUUGACAACCCUCAAAACGACCUUUGUCUCUGGUUUUGUCGUCAAUCUUAUCUGAAGGAUGAACGAGCAACCAGGGAGAACCGUGAGUCAGCUGCCACCAUGUUAUCAUGAAGGGUACUUGAGGAAGCAAUCAUUGUAUGAUAAGACAAGCUGCCAACUCUGGACACGCCUGUGCGGCAACACACUUUUCUUUUUCAAUCACAAGAUGGAUACAACGUACCUUGAAAAGAUGGAUCUCAGCGGACUGACAAACAUCACAAAUGACACUUCGGUGGAUAUUAACCUGAACGCAGCAAGUCUGAAACUCCAAAUCCAAGAUAUCACCAUCAGACUUUCUGCUCCGAGUGCAGAGGCUCGUGAGCUUUGGAAAGGCUUCAUUCAAUCCGUGGCUGAGCUGUCAGUGUCUUCCUCCCACAUACUGCUGCCGAGACAAAUAGUCUUGCUGGAAGACGUUGUGGAAAAGGAGAAAGAACGACAAAAAAAUGCCCAGCAACGUUCAAGCCUGAAUGCUGACCCCAAUGUGGACAUGCCAGACUGCUUCCACCCGGUGUCUCGCAUGGAGGCGGAGCUUCUUCUGACGACAAAGGCCAGCAGAGGAAACCUGCUGCUCAGGCCCAGCAGGCACGGCGACGCCUUCGCUAUUAGCACCAGAGAAGAACUUAAUGGCCCCAUACUCAAACAUUACCGCGUGAGCCGCAAACACGACAACAUCUUCAUCAUCGAUGUGGACAAUCCUGUCACCUGCACCUCUCUACCUGAUACCAUCAAGCACUUUAUGGACACCUCAGAAGGUGCUCUGAAGCCUCUACCCAGGGAGGAACUCUAUCAGAAGAAACUGUCUUUCGUUGCCUUUGAUCCUGAAUGUGGAGAGAAGAUAUUGCGGACUGCUUCUAUGACUGUAAAGCCAAACUUAUCUACUCAACCAGAAACCAACAUGAAAGCUCCAAGGAAAUCGAAGGAGCCUCCAGUUCCAGCACGUCGUAAAACUCUGCACUCAUACCAAGUUUCAGUCUGUCACCAGUUAAUACAAGAAAACCAGGGGAAAAUUAAGAUUCACAAACAUAGUUUCGGAUAGAGUAUCCGAAAGUCUAAACUGCGACACACAUAUAUUCUGUGGUGUUAUCAGGGAAAUCACAUUUAUUUUUGAACACAUUCUUUGGCUGAGAUACACUUGAAAUAUUUUUGUCUCUGUCACUACUACUUAGAGUUGACCAAACUCAAAAUUACACCAAAUGUUUAGAUUUCCAUGGCUCAGUAGCACCCAUUGGAAUUGUUGUAAAAUCCAGGCCUCAAAACCAGCAUUAGGAAGGGUCUUUUUUAAAAUGUAUUAAUGUUGGACACUCGUGGAAAACAAUGUCAAGGCGUCAAAUCAUAAGGUUCAACUUAAAGUGAAAUGAAUUAUAUUUAUUUACCGCUUUUCUCUAGAGACUCAAAGUACUUUACAUAGUGUUUUAUUUAUUUAUUUAUUUUUUGUCCUUUCCAGCUUCUCAGGCAAAUCAUAUAGUUGAUGUAGAUGCCCAUAUCGGCUGUUCGGAUUUACUUUACAAAAGAUAAGUGUAGGAUACUUCUCUUGUUGCCUUAUUUGGGACGGCGUGGCGCAGUGGGGAGAGUGGCUGUGCGCAACCCGAGCGUCCCUGGUUCAAUUCCCACCUAGUACCAACCUUGUCACGUCCGUUGUGUCCUGAGCAAGACACUUCACCCUUGCUCCUGAUGGGUGCUGGUUGGCGCCUUGCAUGGCAGCUCCCUCCAUCAGUGUGUGAAUGUGUGUGUGAAUGGGUGAAUGUGGAAGUAGUGUCAAAGCGCUUUGAGUACCUUGAAGGUAGAAAAGCGCUAUACAAGUACAACCCAUUUAUCAUUUAUUUAUUUAUUUGAAUUUGACUUUAUUAAAUGUAUUUAUAUUAUCAUUUGGUGCAGCCGGGCCGGAGCAGGAUGGGAUAGAAAGACAAAAAAAAGGAAGACAGAGGGGGAAAUUGUGGGGAUAGGAGGGGGAUUAGACAGAGAGAUAAAAACAACAACAGCAAAUACAACAAUAACAACAACAACAAUAGAACAACACCAGGCCAUACAAUAUGUACAAAUAUGAUCGUAAAAGUGAUAGCAAAUAAGCAGUUAGUGAAAUAAAUAAUAUAGUAAUGACAAUGAGCAUUUUACACUAAAACUGGAGCAAUACAAAUACCAAUAGAAAAAGCGCUAUUGAUCAUGAACAAAACCAAUAGUUUACCUCUAUUAUCAACAAUAAAGUUGUUCAAAUGGAACAAUACGUAUACAUAAUGAUAGCUAGAAAGAUAAUAAAAAAAUAAAUAAAUAAAUGAAAUAAAAAAAGAAAAAAAAAGAAGGAAUACCGAAAGAUGAAAGAGAAGAGAGAGAGGCAACCUAUAUUAAUCUUGUAGAUUGUUAUAAUAACAAUGGUUUAAGCUCUGUCAAUAUGCCUUGUGUUACCCAGUUUACCCUAGGGCAACAAUGUUUAUAUAUGUCUGAUGAAACGUGAUUAUGUGCAUGAGUGUAUGUAUGUAUAUGUACUUGUAUAUGAACAGAAUGUGUAUAUGAAUGUUUGUACAGUAAAUGUAUAUGUACAGUA